CCUAACCCGAAAUUACCCUGCCCAAUUGCCAGGUCUACCGUCAUUGUACAUUUCAUCCUGGGCCACAGAUUGAGAAAUGAGAAAGACUACCGCUUAAAUCAUCCAUUUGAACAGCCCACUCCAUCACCAGCGAUUGCUUAGGCUCAACGUUUGUAUUGGGCUUUAUCAACAGAUGCCUACGGCCCAAGAAGGGAUUCCAGUAAACAGUCCGAAGCCCAUGGAGCGUCCGCUUGCAGUGGCCUCUUUCUUCCACUCGCGUUUUUUUUUUUAACUUAGGUAGCUCUGUAAUAGGUAGGGAAUUACACAAAGUUGAAAAAUAAAUAACGGAAAUCAGCCAAGUGCUGAUUAGCCGAUGCAAGAGCCGUUUUUGUCACGCAAUGGGCAGCCAUGUUAGUCCUACGAGGAGAGAAAACAAAACGAAUAAACGUGAACGCGGACUUCAGCACUCGAACCUCCUCAAGGAUUGCUCCACCACGAUCAUGCUCAAUGAUAUUUUCCGAUACUCGCCGGAUCACCAAUUGCGAAUCACCACAAAAGCAAACAGAAACAAUACUUCGGGUUAAGCACCAAUCCAUUGCAUCGCGUAACGCUAGUAGCUCCAUUAAAAAGGGAUCAGAAAUACCUUCAUAAUACUUGCCACAGGCAUAAAUGGGUGAUCCCGCUUCUGAGAAUCCAACAAAGCCUAUGCUGCCCCCCUCUCCAUGUCGCGUUGCGCCAUCAAAGUGAAUCAACACACCUCCUGCCGGACAGGAUGGAGACGGCGGAGCAGGUCUGGGGCGGCCAUGAGAAUUCCCUCCACGUGAGCCGGAGUUAGUUGCUGCUGCCCAUUCAUCCUGCUGCUGCCGAAAUUGCCGAACUAGAGGGCCUGGGAGAUACUGCACAUGGUCAUAGCAAGACCAACACCGGGCCUUACAUAUUCGCCAAGUAAGGAACACUAAUUCCGCCAUUUCCACUUUGCUCAGCUGCAACGAGUUGAAGAUAUGGGCCCAUGCCAAAUCGGGUGACAAGGUAGCUAUUGACCGCCGAACCUGCUCAUGUCCAGCGAGAAACCAAAUCUCCCUAGCCACCCUGCAAUCAAAUAGACAAUGAGCAACAGUUUCUAUUCCUCCAGAACAAACAGGGCAAACUCCUGAAUCACUUAAGGAUUUAGACUGCAACACAUCCAAACAAGGCAGAAACCCCCGGACAACCCGCCACAAAAAGAAUUUUAACUUGGGAGGAACCAGUAAACUCCACAAAGUUUUCCAGAACCGGGUAUCGAGAUGAGGGGGGAGGUUGUUAAACAUCUCCGAUCGCUCUUCCGAAAGCAGGUGGUAACCUGUCUUUACUAUUUCCUUUUUUUUUUUUUUUGUAAUUUUAAUUUGGUGGUGAAAUGCUUUCGUCCGGUCAUCCCUUUCCUUUCCCCACUGAGUCUCCCACUUCCGCAAAGAGAAUUAAAUGCGGGUGGUCGCUCAGUUUCCCAAAACUCCUCCGCUAAUUAAAUGCAGCAGCUGGAGAAUCCACCCACCACCACCACCCAAAAAUCUCCAUUCUCCAUUUCCUUCUUCCUCCUCCGCCUAAUGGAUCCACCUCCAAUUUCCACUCCCCCACUUCCUUUCAAAUGUCCUCCUCCUCCGCCGCCGCAGCCGCCGCCGCCGCCAGCGCCGUCCCCACCACUCCCUCCCCACCAAUCAUUCACAAUUCCCCAACAACCCCUUCCAAUUACCUCGCGAAUCUCGGCCUCGGCUACUCAAUCGCCAUUGCCCUCGGCUUCCUAGUCCUCCUCUCCACCAUCCUCCUCGCCUCCUACAUCUGCUGCCGCGUCUCCCGGAAUCGCAACCCUAAUUCCGACCCGAAUCCGGCAGCCACCCGGACCCAUCAUCGUUCUUCCGAUGGGAUCAUUCUCCCCCGCAUUAUCUUCGUCGCGGAGGACGACGACGACGACGGCGAGGGGGGCCAUGGCCGGGACGGGGACAGCGCCGCUGUUGGGCUCGACCAGGCGGUAAUCAACUCGUACCCUAAGUUUCAGUUCUCCAAGGAUGCGGCUGCUGGCGGGAAUAACGGUGGCGACGCCACCUGCUCGAUCUGCCUCUGCGAGUACAAGGAUUUGGAGAUGCUGAGGAUGAUGCCCGAGUGCCGCCACUUCUUCCACUUGUGGUGCAUCGACGCCUGGCUGAAGCUCAACGGAUCUUGCCCCGUCUGCCGGAAUUCCCCUCUCCCGACCCCGCUCUCCACGCCGCUGUCGGAGGUCGUGCCCCUGUCGCAGUACGCCGCAGAUCGGAGGAGGCGGAGGUGAAUGAAUGGCGUUUGGUUUUUGAGAGCUCAUUUUGUAAAUCUUUUGGGCCAUUUGUCAUUUGUGGAUGUAGGAGUUUCCAAGAUAAUCGAUAGAGUAGAGAGAUCGUGAUUCGGGUAUUUUGGUAGGCAGAUUCGCAAGUGUAAACAAAGUCGAAAGGGAACACCUUCUCUUUUGGAUUUCGUUCAAUUGGAAGUUGGAACUGUAAGAAAGAUUUGAUUUUUCC
Messenger RNA from Linum trigynum, 2498 nucleotides. NCBI's taxonomy places the organism in Eukaryota, Viridiplantae, Streptophyta, Magnoliopsida, Malpighiales, Linaceae. The record is from the annotation of a GenBank genome assembly.